AAAAGAACGGUGCUGCGCUUGGAUAACGAAAUGGAUGAAUACAGCAGGCUAAGCAGCGUCUCGGGAGCACAGAGCUGACGUUUCGGGCCUGGACCCUUCAUCAGAGAGGAGUUGGGAUUGAAAGCGGUUCAUUGAGUGACCAGUCAACCAAGCAUGAGCGGCUGUGGCGGUAUCCUGAUCCGCGGCGGAACGGUGGUGAACGAGGACAGCUCGGUGUUGGCUGAUAUCUAUAUUGAGGACGGGCUAAUCCAGGCCGUGGGCUGCCAGCUGCCGCUCCCCGAAGGUAGCCGAGUGAUCAAUGCUACUGGCAAGCUGGUUCUGCCCGGGGGCAUCGACACCCACACACACAUGCAAUUCCCCUUCAUGGGGUAUCAAGCUGUCGACGAUUUUUAUCACGGAACCAAGGCUGCUGUGGCUGGAGGCACUACCAUGAUAUUGGACUUCGUGGUGCCCCACAAAGGUGACUCUUUGUUGGAGGCAUAUGACAAAUGGCGAAGCUGGGCAGAUCCUAAAGUCUGUUGUGAUUACUCAUUCCACGUGGCGGUGACUUGGUGGAGUGAAAAGGUUAAAGACGACAUGGAAAUUCUAGUCAAAGAUAGAGGUGUAAAUUCCUUUAAAAUGUUCAUGGCAUAUAAGGGCGUCUUUAUGCUUCAAGAUGAUGAGCUGUACUCUGUUUUCUGCCGAUGUAAGGAAUUGGGAGCAAUUGCUCAGGUUCAUGCUGAGAAUGGACACUUAAUAGCAGAGGGUGCAAAAAAGAUACUAUCUAGUGGAAUCACUGGCCCUGAAGGUCAUGAACUUUGUCGACCUGAACAGGUGGAGGCUGAAGCCACACAAAGGGCAAUUACUAUUGCCAGUUGCAUUAAUUGUCCACUUUAUAUCGUCCACGUAAUGAGUAAAUCUGCUGCUAAUGUGAUUGUCAAUGCACGGAGAGAAGGCAAGGUUGUCUUUGGGGAACCCAUAGCAGCCAGCCUUGGGACAGAUGGAACUCAUUACUGGGACAAAGACUGGCGCAAAGCAGCAGGAUAUGUCAUGGGACCGCCGCUAAGACCUGAUCCCACAACACCUGGAUAUCUUAUGGACCUGCUAGCCAAUGGUGACCUAACUUUGACAGGAACGGACAACUGCACAUUUAAUGGCUGUCAAAAAGCUUUUGGAAAAGAUGAUUUUACGAAGAUCCCAAAUGGGGUGAAUGGUGUGGAGGACAGAAUGUCCGUCCUUUGGGAGAAAGGAGUGCACUGUGGUAAAAUGGAUGAGAAUAGAUUUGUAGCGGUGACCAGCACUAAUGCAGCAAAGGUCUUUAACUUAUAUCCUAAAAAAGGAAUAGUAGCCAAAGGCUCUGAUGCUGAUAUUGUAAUCUGGGACCCACAUGCUGUCAGGACUAUUUCAGCUAAAACACAUCACCAGCUAGUAGACUUCAACAUUUUUGAAGGCAUGGUGUGCCAUGGGGUCCCUUUGGUUACUAUUUCACGAGGUAAAAUAGUGUAUGAAGAUGGAAUUUUGCAUGUUGUGCCAGGGAACGGGAAAUAUAUUCCACGACAACCCUUUGCAGACUAUGUCUUCAAGAGAAUCAAACAGCGUGAUGAGGUUUGUCAGCCAACACCAGUACAGAGAGAGGCAUAUCAAGGAGAAGUAAUGCCACCGUGUCUAACUACCACAUCCCAGCAUGGUGGAAGAGACCUGCAUCAGUGAAGGUUUAACCUUUCUGGUAAGCCUGCUUAUAAAGAAUCUUCAGAACGGUAAAGAAGACAUGACAUUGCACCUUUCAACGGCAAGUUAUACUACGUUUCUGAGCAGCUUGUUUAAUCUGAAGAUGUCUUGCUCUCAGAAUUUUACUCAAUUACAUGAAAAGUAUUCACAAGAAUCAUAUCAGCCUUUUGUAAAUUACUGCACAUAAUUAACAGAAUAGUAAUAGUCGACUUAAAGGCUAAAUUCUGAGGGGAAGUGCAUACGCUAGACUUGUAUUCUCUGGAAUAUAAAAAAUUAAGGGUGAUCUAAAUUGAAGUAUUUGACAUGAUUAAGAGUUUUAUGAUGGAUAGAGAGAAGUUACUAUCUCUGGUAGAAAUGUCAAGAAUAGUUAAUAUAAUAUUUUAACCUUAGAAUUUAGAGCUGAGCUGUUUAAGGGGAUGCCAGAACGUGGCUCUUACCACAAAAGAUAGUAGAAAUCUGGAAAUCUGACUUAAUCUUUCUCCAGCCAUAGACAAAUUGAAAAUUGCAAAAGUACGAGGCCAGAGAACCAAAAUGGAUAUGAAUCGUAAUCUCUAUAAAUGAUAGAUUGAUAUGGUCUAUGGACAUCGUACGUGGAGCCCAGACUGUUCGACAAACACAGCUCCCUAUGGAACCCCGAUCUCAUAUUUAGAAAAGACCAGAAGAUCGCGGUCGUAGAUGUCACAGUGCGGUACGAGAAUGACAGUAAAGCACUGGAAACAGCAUAGCGUGAGAAAAAGGAAAAGUAUAAACACCUAAAUGCCGAGGUCACGGAAUUGACGGGAGGCGUGGUGCCCAGAUACUUUGGCUUCGUGAUGGGCGCAUGAGGCAAGUGGCUGGAAAUGAUAACCACCUCAUGAAAUUCCUCGGCAUCGAGAGAUAUGACACGUUCGCCCAAAAGACCUCUAGACUCACUUUGUCACUGACAUUCGAACUCUUACAACUCUUCAGUGACAAGUGAGCGAAAACCGCAAACGUUGAGGUAAGAUCCUCCACCGAGACAUAAUACCGACAAAUUUGCCAGUAACAUCAGUAGGGCCCCGCUGAUAAUGACGACGACAACCAGCCUCAUAUAACACCAGUAUCACCUGGUCCUUGGUGUGUGGUGAUGCUAGAGAGUACACAAACAUCGAUAAGCGAUGUAAAGACUCGGAAAAGGCACUCCCCGGAGUGUAGAGCUCUGUAGAGUCUAGGCCCGAAACGUCAGCUUUUGUGCUCCUGAGAUGCUGCUGGGCCUGCUGUGUUCAUCCAGCCUCACAUUUCAUUAAAGUGAACCUGUAAUGUCCUCUGUCAGUAUGAAAACGUCACUGCUGCUAUAACAAAAUAAUUAGAUGAAUGUGAUUUUUUAAAAAAUUAUGAUAUAACAAUUAGAAUCAAAGAACCCCUACAGUGUGGGAGCAGACCAUUUGGCUCAUCAUGUCCACUCUGACCCACAAUUUUAAUUUAGAAAUGUUCAUGCUCUUUUAGUGGAGGGAACAUUUUGAGAGAGCCCUGUCAGAUUAACAGUCCCUACGGUCUUGCAUAUGAACAAAUGCUGUUAGUGCACGGAGAAUGCAACUAGUAUUUUUCUUUGCAUCAACAAACAGGUAUGCAAAUUUAAGCAACAUGUGACCUUAUCUGAAUAAUCUAUUAUUUUUGUGGGGCUUUUUUAAUAUAAAUUUAGUGUGAAAAUUUAAAUGACCAAGUGUUUAAUGUGAUAACACAGCAGGCUUGUCUGAUUAUGGAUUGCCUCAAUCGUAAAUAGCCAAAACAUUAAAAUAAAGCAUGAUGAUUAGUAAGUAAACAGGUUUUACUUCCCUUUAGUGCUGUAGAACAUUAGUUCAUGUGCCAAUCUUGACAAGACCUAAACAUAGGACCAAAAAUAGACUAUUUGGCCUUUACCACCUGUGCUGCCAUUCAUUAUGAUCAUGUUACAUUAGACUCCAACUUCACUUUACCAUAUCCCUUUAUCUUGUGACCAAAGAUUGGUCUAUCCCAACCUAAAUAUAAUUAAUGAAUGAGUAUCCACAACCCUCCUUGGGUGGAUAGUGUUUGAUUAAUUCAUCUGAUUCCCCUGCUGUUUCUAUAUUGUCCUAUAUUAUUGUAAUUCUGUUCAUCAAAAAUUUUUGAAUUGUCAGCAUGAAAUCUCUUUCCCCCAGUCUUUUAAACAACACAUUUGAGAUCAAAACUGGAAAAAAAUUCAUUUCAUUUGCUUUUUAUUAAGGUGUCUGGUAGGAGUUUUUUUUUAGUUUUAUUUUUUAUCUUAACUCUCUAUUUCAAGAAGAAGAAAGCCAUUCUUAAGUCCAGAAUUGUAGAAUGAGUACAUCACAGAAGGCCAUAAUUUGGUCUGCAGUGCCCAUGAUGCAGCACAUUUGCCUAGUCCCGGUUCCAUGCCUUCUUGUACCCUUUCACAUCUUUUUGUUUUCCUUUUCAGACAAUCCAAUUCCCCUUUGAAAGCCUCAAUUCAUCCAGUUUCUAUUACAUUAUCAGACAAUGCAUUCCAGACCCUAGCCAUUUACUGAGAAAGAUUGUCUCCUCAUGCUUCCUUUAGCCAAUCACUUUAAGUCUGUGCCUGUAGUUCUCAGUUCUUUCACAUUUAAGAAGUUACUUCACCUUAACUACACUGUCCAGAUAUCUCGUGAAUUUGAAAACAACUGUCAGAUCUCCUUUUAAAUUAUCAUUUACCCAAGAAAAACAAUCCCAACUUCUCUGGUGUAUCUAUGCUACUGUAGUUCCUUAUCCCCUUGGGUGAAUCUUUUCUACACCACCCCCCCUUAAUGCCUUCACAUCCUUCCUAAAGUCUGGUAUCCAGAACUGGAUGUAUUAUUCCAGUUAAGACCAAACAUGUUUAAACACUAAUAACUGCCAUGUUUUUGUAAUAAAACCACACUGCAGAUACUGGAUAUCUGCACUACAAACAGCAAGUGCCAGAAAUACUCGGAUUUGUCAAUAUGCUACCAGACCUGCCGAGUAUGUCUAGCACUUUUUUUGAUUAGUGCUGCUAUGGGAAAUGCUUAGGAUGCCCUAUGCUUCACUGACUGCACUUUCAACCUGUUCUGUCACCUUUAAUGAUUUAUCCACGUGUACGUUCUAGCCCUGCUCCUGUAACUACAUUGGAAUUUCAUAUUGUGCCUGUUUAUCCUUACAACCAAAAGAACCACUUCACACUUCUCUGCCACCAAUCCAUCGAUGUCCUUUUUUUAAGUUCUAUGCUAUCCUCUGCAUCAAAUUCCUUUUGAGAGUCCUUAUGUACAAUAAGAACAGCAUUACCCUCAUCCGUCCUCUCUACCUCAAAAUCUCAAGCAAGUUCAUUAAACAUGAUUUACUAUUAAACCCAUGCUGGCUUUUCUUUAUUAACCCACAUUCAUCCAAGUGACUUUUAAUUUUGUCUUGAAUUGUCAUUUCUACAAGUUUUCCCAUUUCCAAAUAAACUAGCCUCGGCUUAUUUUUCAAUUUUUUUGAAGAACGUAAGGUUUGCAAUUCUUCAGUCCUUUGUUGUCCCCUGGAGUCUAAAGAAGACUGAAAAUAAUAUUCAAUACAUUUGCAAUUUCCUCUAAUUUUCCCAGAUUAUCAUUGCCUGGAUUUCAUCUGGUCUGGAGCCUACUAAUUUCAGACUAGCUCUAUUGGUUUGACCUCCUCUUUCGCUAUGACUUGGUCGAUAUUUUCCUUGGUGAAGUCAAAUGAAAAAUAUUAGUUGAAUAUGUCAGCUGUACCCCUUGCCUCCAAGUGUAAAAUCUCUUUUUCAGUCCCUAACUGGCCCCGUUACUCUUUUUUUGCUAUUUAUGUCUACAAGACUUCUGGAUUCCCUUUCAUGUUAGUUCUAAGUCUCUUCUCACACUUCCUCUUUGCUUCCCUCAUUUGCUUUUACAAUUCCCCUGUAAACUUUCCAUAUUCAGUCUCGUCCUAAAUUGUAUUGUCCACCUGGCAUAUGUUAUUGGCACACCCUUUCUGCCUUAUACUCUGUCUUGCAGGGGAAUCUGGAUUUGUUUACUCUCCCUUUAGGAAGCCGUCGUAUACUCUGAUCAUUAAAGAGUAUCACAAUAAAUGUUGUUUUUUAAAAUAAAAUUGUCCUUGCUGAGAGCAUUCACCACAUGACUUAUCUAUUUUGUUCAUCAGCCUGUGAAUCCUUCCACAACUUGAUUAUCUUAUCUACAUAAAAACCAGAACAACAAUAUUUUAAAACUCCAGUAUGGAAAUGGCAACAAACUAAAUUUAAACUUGACAAUUUCUUAACCUUUUACUCCUAUUACUCCUGCUCGAUUCACAUAUGCUUUAGAAUCUUUGCAUAAACACCAUCUGUCCAAAAAAACCAUUGAGGGUAGGUCAAUUUAAAAUUGCAAAACAGAGGUCAGUGAUUAUUUUCAGUUGGGGGUCAGGAAUUGAUUUCAGAAUGAAGGCACUUAGGUGGAGAAAGAAAUUAUGAAUCAGGCACAAUCUCACUAAACAAAAGGACAUGAGCAAAAUAUACCAGUCUUAGUUGUAUGUUCCUGUCCCUGCUUUACAUACGGUAGAGAAAGUGUUAUAAAUGUCUGUUUAUGAUCAGUUGAUAAUUCCCAUAAAAUUACACCCCAUUUCCCCCUACCCUUGUCCCGUGGCAGUAGUUUGAGACUAUUAACAUCAUUGCACUGGCUAGGAGCAACUAAAUCAGCAAAGAAGUGAUCAAAUCUGUGGCUUUUUUCUCAUCUUUACGGCUAAAUACUAUAUACCCUGCAGAACCACCAGCGAAUGUUUACUCUUAAUUUGCAAUGUGUGUAAAUGGGUAGAAAGACAUGACCCCUGUUUUAAACAUAGAACACUACAACCCUUUGGCCCUCGAUGUUGUGCUGACCUUUGAAACAAAACUGAAGCCCAUCUAACCCACACUAUUCCAUUAUCAUCCAUAUGUUUAUCCAAUGACCAUUUAAAUGCCCUUAAACUUGACGAGCAUACUACUAUUGCAGACAGGGCAUUCCAUGCCCUUACUGCUCUGAGUAAAGAACCUACCUCUGACAUCUGUUCUAUAACUAUCACCCCUCAAAUUAAAGCUAUGUUCCUUCAUGCUAGCCAUCUGCAUCUGAGGAAAAAGGCUCUCGCUGUCCAUCGUGUCUAAUCCUCUGAUCAACUUGUAUGUCUCUAUCAGGUCACCUCUUAACCACCUUCUCUCUAAUGAAAACAGCCUUGAGUCCCUCAGCCUUUCCUCACAAGACCUUCUCUCCAUACCAGGCAACAUCCUGGUAAAUCUCCUCUGCACCGUUUCCAAAGCUUCCGCAUCAUUCCUAUAAUGCGGCAACUGGAACUGUACGCAAUACUCCAAGUACGGCCGUACCAGAGUUUUGUACAGCUAUAAACAUGACCUCGUGGCUCUGAAACGCAAUCCUUCUACCAAUAAAACCUAACACACCAUACACCUUCUUAACAACCCUGUCAGCAUGGUUGGCAACUUUCAGGGAUUUAUGUACAUGGAAACCGAGAUCUCUCUGCUCAGCCACGCUACCAAGAAUCUUACCACUAGCCCAGUACUCUGUGUUCCUGUUACUUCUUCCAAAGUGAACCACCUCACACUUUUCUGUAUUAAACUCCAUUUGCCACCUCUCAGCCCAUCUCUGCAGCUUAUCUGUGUCCCUCUGGAACUUGCAACAUUCUUCCACACUAUCCACAACUUCACCGACGUUAGUGUCAUCCACAAAUUUACUAACCCAUCCUGCUAUGCAGUCAUCCAGGUCAUUUAUAAAAUGACAAACAGCAGUGGCCCCAAAACAGAUCCUUGUGGUACACCACUAGUAACUGAACUCCAGGAUGAAUAUUCCCUAACAACCACCACCCUCUGUAUUCUUCCAACUAGCCAAUUUUUGAUCCAAGUUGCUAAAUCACCCUCAAUCCCAUGACUCCGUAUUUUAUGCAAUAGCCCACCAUGGGGAACUUUAUCAAGUGCUUCACCGAAAUCCGUAUACACCACAUAAGCCAUCUUGCCCUCAUCCACUUGUUUAGUCACCUUCUCAAAGAACUCAAUAAGGUUUAUGAGGCACGACCUACCCUUCACAAAACCAUGUUGACUAUCCCUAAUCAAAUUAUUCCUUUCUAGACGAUUAUAAAUCCUAACUCUUAUAAUCCUUUCCAACAUUUUACCCACAAACAAAGUAAGGUUCACUGGUCUGUAAUUACCAGCAUUGUCCCUCCUCCCCUUCUUGAACAAGGGGACAACAUUUGCUAUCCUCCAGUCUUCUGGCACUAUUCCUGAAGAUAAUGACGACAUAAAGAUCAAAGCCAAAGGCUAUGCAAUCUCCUCCCUAGCUUCUCAGAGAAUCCUAGGAUACAUUCCAUCUGGCCCAGGGACUUAUCUAUUUUCACACCUUCCAGAAUUGCUAACACCACCUCCUUGUGAACCUCAAUCCCAUCUAGUCUAAUAGCCUGUAUCUCAGUAUUCUCCUUGACAACAUUGUCUUUUACCUGUGUGAGUACUGACAAAAAAAAAAUUCAUUUAGCAACUCUCCUAUCUCUUCAGACUCCAUGCACAACUUCCCACUACUGUCCUUGACUAGCCCUAAUCUUACUCUAGUCGUUCUUUUGUUCCUGACAUACCUAUAGAAAGCUUUAGGGUUUUCCUUGAUCCUACCUGCCAAAGACUUCUCAAGUGCCCUAACUGAGCCUUCACGCCUCAUCUUUACAUAAGCCUCUGUCUUCCUCUUGACAAGAGAUUCAACUUCUUUAGUAAACCACGGUUCCCUUGUUCGACCACAUCCUCCCUGCUUGAAAGGUACAUGCUUAUCAAGGAUGCGCAUUAGCUGUUCCUUUAACAAGCUUCACAUUUCAGUUGUGCCCAACCCCUGUAGUUUCCUUCCCCAUCCUAUGCAUCCUAAAUCUUGCCUAAUUGCCCCAUAAUUACCUUUCCCCCAGCUAUAACUCUUGCCCUGCAGUAUAUACCUAUCCCUUUCCAUUGUUAAAGUAAACAUAGAAAAGUACAGCACUGUACAGGCCCUUCGGCCCACGAUGUUGUGCCGUGGAAUAAUCCGAAUCCAAAAAUAAAGUAACCUAACCUACAUUCCCCUCAAUUCACUGCUGUCCAUGGGCAUGUCCAGCAGUUGCUUAAAUGUCACUAAUGACUCCACUUCCACGACUACCAGCAGCAAACUAUUCCA
This is a messenger RNA of Stegostoma tigrinum, 8798 nucleotides long. It is a transcript of the gene dpys, whose product is annotated as dihydropyrimidinase. The coding region runs from base 154 to 1689 and encodes 511 amino acids. The record is from RefSeq and is a predicted model, not a curated record. Gene Ontology annotation, cellular component: cytosol; cytoplasm. Lineage: Eukaryota; Metazoa; Chordata; Chondrichthyes; Orectolobiformes; Stegostomatidae. Gene Ontology annotation, biological process: pyrimidine nucleobase catabolic process. The transcript is spliced from 10 exons. Gene Ontology annotation, molecular function: dihydropyrimidinase activity.